This is a messenger RNA of Talaromyces amestolkiae, 2031 nucleotides long. RefSeq lists its product as uncharacterized. The coding region runs from base 1 to 2031 and encodes 676 amino acids. Gene Ontology annotation, biological process: DNA-templated transcription; positive regulation of transcription from RNA polymerase II promoter by galactose. The record is from RefSeq and is a predicted model, not a curated record. The transcript has 4 exons. Gene Ontology annotation, cellular component: nucleus. Gene Ontology annotation, molecular function: DNA-binding transcription factor activity, RNA polymerase II-specific; zinc ion binding; RNA polymerase II cis-regulatory region sequence-specific DNA binding. Lineage: Eukaryota; Fungi; Ascomycota; Eurotiomycetes; Eurotiales; Trichocomaceae.
AUGAGCAGUGCUCGUGAUGCGCAAAACUUUGCAUGUGAUGAAUGCAGAGCGAGAAAGUCAAGGUGCUCCAAAGGAAAGCCAAAAUGUCUCCAAUGUCUGAAACUCGGGAAAGAAUGUAUCUACAGUCCGAAGAUCGUUCGGAGUCCAUUGACACGACAACAUCUUACAUAUGUGGAAGACCGGCUGAAUGCCGUGGAGACGGCGCUGAGUAAAUUGUUUCCAGGAGGCGAUUUGGAUAGUGUUGUAGGCUCUCUACUCCAGGAUCAGGAUCCUCAUCAGCGGAAAUCAUUGUCGCCAUCUGUUUCGUCAAAAGACUCUCCACGUCCUCGGCCAGAGAGCAAGCAUUCCGAGCCCGCUUUGGAAGCAGUUCCACAGCAAGCUGAUGGAUUUGACUGGGCUGAGCGAGAGAUCUCACUCGGUGAUCUCUCUGAUGGUAUGGCGGCCUUGUCUAUCAGACCCGAAGGAGCUGGGUAUUUUGGGGCAUCUUCUAGCGUUGUCCCGCUACGAGCCAUUACAGAGCAUGGCUUCGAUUUGAAUAUUCCAUCGCCGGGUGGAUCAGGCUAUCACAGAACAGCACCACUCAAGUCCCAGUUGAUCAGUUCAGCUCCGUCGGGUUUGGUGGAGCAGGCGUUUAUCGACUCUUAUUUCAUGAAUUAUCACAGCAGUUACCCGUUCAUCCAUGAAAGUACGUUUAGGGCACAAUAUCACGAGCAGAUACCCCGGCCUCAUGGGCCAGUAUGGCACAUUCUCCUCAACACGAUUCUUGCUCUUGGUGCGUGGUGUAUCGGGGAUGAUAGUUCAGAUUUGGAUAUUACCUUUUAUCAAGAAGCCAGAAGUUACUUGCAGCAAACAUCGGUAUUUGAGAUGGGAAAUAUCACCCUUGUGCAAGCAUUGGUUCUUCUCAGCAACUACACACAGAAGCGGAAUAAACCUAAUACCGGCUGGAAUUAUUUGGGUCUGGCUGUACGAAUGUCAAUGAGUCUUGGAAUACACAAAGAAUUUCCAGGCUGGAAGAUUAGCCUGCUGCAACGGGAGAUCCGCAGGCGGCUGUGGUGGGGAGUCUUCAUGUUCGACAGCGGUGCAGCCAAAACGUUUGGACGCCCGAUUCUACUUCCAGACGAGACCAUAAUGGAUGCGCAUCAUGUGUUGAAUAUUCACGAAGAAUCGCUUACACCGGCCACGACGGCAAUACCACCCGAAGUCAACGGGCCAACCAUAUAUUCUGGUCUAAUUGCACAGGCCAAUUUUCAUUUAAAGACCAACCACGUCUAUCAGCAAUUACUCGUCUCCAGCCCGAGUAUCACUACAGCAGAGGCACAAGAAUUGCAGAAGCCUAUGGAGGAGUGGUCCAACGAACUGCCUUAUUAUCUAAAAAAUGCUAUCCCUGACGAGCCGGACUGGUUGGCGCUAAUGCGUAAUCGAUUGAUGUGGCGAGAUAUGAACAUGAGAAUGCUUAUAUAUAGACCUAUUGUCCUUCGAUGGGCCUCGGAACGCUGGAAAGCCACAGAAAAUGCCGUUGAGCCUGAAGACGAAGCAGAAAAGGAAUGCAGACUCCGCUGUCUUCAAUAUGCCCGAGCCACGAUUUCGUGUAUGAUGGAGUAUAUGGAAACCCACAUGUGCACUCGACUUGGCGCUUGGUACAUUCUGUACUUUCUGUUUCAGGCCGCUCUUAUUCCAAUCAUCUUUCUCAUGACUGAUCCUGCUUCACCUGAUGCUGCAUCAUGGUACCAAGACGUGGAGACCACAAAGACUAUACUGAGUCACCCAACCCUAAGCAAUAAUUGGGUAGCUUUGCGCUGUCUCGAUGUGAUCACCCGUCUCUGUUCACCUGCAUCGCUGGCUGAAAGCCAAUCCAACAUGCAAACUCAAUUCAUGAUGCAACCGCAGGGUCAUCUCUUCACUGAUCAGGCAUUUGGACUCUUUCAGAGUGAGAUGAGCGGUCAGGGUGGUGUCGGAAUUGGACCGCCCAAUGCUGGCUUGGACUUUACGGAAUGGGUAAACUAUCCAGGGCAAGAAAACAACUAUACUUGA